CCGGCGGGACAGGGGCGCCGGCAUGUCCCGGCCGGGGCGGCCCGAGGAGGCGGAGGCGGGUCGGACGCUGUUCGUGGGGAACCUGGAGAGCCGCGUGCGGGAGGAGAUCCUCUACGAGCUCUUCCUGCAGGCUGGACCGUUAACCAAAGUGACGAUUUGUAAGGACAAAGAAGGAAAACCUAAGUCUUUCGGAUUUGUCUGCUUUAAGCAUGAAGAGUCAGUGCAUUAUGCAAUAGCUUUGCUGAAUGGCAUCCGUUUGUAUGGAAGACCAAUUAAAGUGCAGUACAGGUUUGGGAGUUCUCACUCAUCAGAACUAAGCAGCCCUACACAUGGUUUUGAGAACUACAUUGACUUAUACUCACCUUCAUAUAGGUAUCAAGAGCCUUAUAGGAAUCCUCCAUUUCCUGUUACUCCUUUUCCAGUGAGCAAUAGUUUACCUUAUGAAUACUCAGGCUUUCAAAAGAUGAUGAACCAUGUUUUAGCACAACAGUACACAGUACGCAGUCUAACGGGUCAGCAAUUUCCUUACUAUCAGAUGACUCCACCACUGCCUUCAAAUUUAUCCUUUUCUCCCUGUCAGAAUCAAGCUGCAAAUUUUAACUCUGCACAGAGUUCUUUUGAAUGGGCCCUGCCACAUUCAAGUGACUGUGAAGUGUACCGGGUGGAUGAAAACACCUCUAAAAGAAAGAAAGAACAGCAAAGUUGUGACAGUGACACUAGUAUUGAGGAUGACAAAAUGAGACAAAGAGACCAUGACCAGAAAUACAAGAAGUACAAGGGCAAGAAAAAGACGCAUUAAUACUGUGUAACUGGAUUCAACUUUAAUGACAUUUGCUAUUUUUAUUUGAGAGAUAUUUAAUCUUUCAUCUUUGCACUUUAAUAAUAAAGGAAUGCUCAAGAUUCAUAUUAUUUUUAAAAUGUGUUAUGCAUAAAAUAUGCUGAUACUUUAUUUCAUCUUAACCUAUUUAAAGAGGAAAGUACUAUUUAAGAUGUAGGAAACAUUUAAGAAGAUAAAGUUUUCCUAAUAAAGGAAGAAAACUAGUUGGUUCCUCCGCCUCCCAGGAAUCAUGGAAAGCUAUUAUUUCCCUAAUAUAGAAACUUUAUGGAAAUACUUAAUUUCAGCCACUCAUGAAGCAUAUGUAUCACUUACAGAAUAUAUUUUUGUGAAUGGUGUAAGAAUUUUCUAGAGCCAUUGAGGAAUUGAGUGGGCUAGAAAUUCUAGGUGUCACAUCAGAGAUGUGCUCGUCACUGUAGCAUCAACACCUACAACUUUUUUUUCUGAUUUAGCUCUGUUGUUACUUUCAGUUAGGAUCACCUUGUAUGGUUACUGGAACUGUUUUUUUCCAGUAGUAAAUCUGAGGUAAAAUACGAGCAUUUGUACUUACUACAAGACUUACUUAUCAAUACUCAAAUGAAUGUACAUACUUUAUGGCUGCUGUUAUUUACUGACUAGAACUACAUGCAUAUAUAUAUGCAUCAUUGUAUAAAGUUACUCUCUAGUGUUUUAUUUGCUUAUUUGAGAACCUAAAUGUUCAUUGUAAUAAAUGGAUGAAAAAUGUAAUGAGGAUUUCAUCUUAACUGCUAGCACAAAAGCAUGAGUCAGCAGAGUUAGUACUACCUCUUAAGAAGAAAAAUUUUUUCCUUGUUUAACAGAGGAAGAAUAAACUAUCAUAUUGUGAUGAA
Phalacrocorax carbo (great cormorant) is the source of this 1683-nucleotide messenger RNA. The record is from RefSeq and is a predicted model, not a curated record. NCBI's taxonomy places the organism in Eukaryota, Metazoa, Chordata, Aves, Suliformes, Phalacrocoracidae.